Molecule: messenger RNA, 336 nt
Organism: Colletotrichum chrysophilum
Lineage: Eukaryota; Fungi; Ascomycota; Sordariomycetes; Glomerellales; Glomerellaceae
Exons: 2
Coding region: 1-336 (111 amino acids)
Source: RefSeq, a predicted model, not a curated record
AUGCUGCUCUCCCUCAUCCAACUCGGGUGCUUCGCCACAGCCACACCGGCGCCCCCCGCCGCCGCCGCCGCCGUCCCGCCCCGGGGCCGAUCCCUCACGAUCCCCGUCCGCGCCAACCCGCACCAUGUCCCCGACGGCCCCGCCGAGCUCGCAGCCGCCUACCGCAGGUGGGACAUGCCCGUGCCGGAGGGCCUGGAGACGCACCUCCUCGCCCGACGAGCUGGAUACUCCGGCAACACCGCGAACAACGACGCCUGGCUGAGCGAGAUCUACCUCGGCACGCCCGACGCGCAGCCCGUCUCCGUGAGGAUCGACUCCAGCGUCUCAGACUUGUAA